UAGAAAGCAUAAAUACGCGCUGCGUUUUGUGAAUUAUCAUAAAUAUCGCAACAUACUUAUUAACACGGUCUUAGUUUUCAGAAUUACAGCCCACUCAGACGCAUACUUUGUUCUUUGGUAUACUUGAUCACAGAGAACAAACGUGGAUGUAUUAAUGUGAGUCGGGAAGGGAAACGGCGAAUCAUCAAACUAGAAAUUGUCUAAAAGUGCCCAAUCAUAAGAAAUUGACUAAAAGCCCCUAAUCAUAGAGAAGCCGCUUCACUUCCGCUUGUAGCAAGAAGCAACGUUCACGAAGACAGGCUCAUUCUGCGAGAAUCCGAAAUUGAUACAAGCACACGAGUACACAGUCGAAGCCUCGACCGUGUUUAAAAGCUCACCGCUCACCGAGCUCAAUUUUCUGUGCAACGCGAGUUGAACCGCGCGUCGUCAGUAUGAAUUUCAGGAACGCGAAUUCUUUGAACAACCGAGUGAACCUGCUGUCGGGCAAUCUGCUACCGAUAGAAGACAGCGACUCGAAAUUUCCGCUAAGCUGGCGCGUGCACAACGUCGUCAUUUGGCUGAUCGAACUGAUUCACACGGUCGCCCUCGUCUUCGGGCUCAUUCUAGUGCCGCGAGAGAAAGCUCUGAACGAUGGCACCGUGUGCGUCGUGGUCCUGAUGGAAGCAUCCUUCAUGCUUUCACGGCUUUACGCACGCAGGAAGCUGUUGAGCCGAGUGGUCGACACGCUGGACAGCAUCCUGCGCGAAGCGGACGAGACAAUGAAGGACCUCGUGAGGUCGACCCUGAGUCCGAUAACGAAAAUGUUUACGGUGUACUGUCUGGUAAGCGUGACGACCAUCACCAUAUGGACUGUACAGCCGGUUACGAUAGCCUUCGAUAAGGGUGCCUUCUUUUACGUGGAUUACAAUCUACCGGCGGCAUUCACCAGCGAGCCGUUCUCGCGUGGCGUGCUAAUCGCGUCCAGCGUCGUCAUGACAAUCGGCAGUGUGUUCCUGUUCCUGAAGAAGUUCGGCGUGGACGUGUACAUGAUGCAUAUAGUGCUGAUAUUGACCGUGCAGUAUCGAUACAUAGGGAGGAAACUAACGCUGUUAUUCCGAGAUUUGCAGGGAGACAAUCGCGUGGAUGGAUUGUGCGACAAAAGAUUUCAUUUGAAGGCGGAUUGGCGGACGAAAAGAGAACUGAGGGCGUUGUGUCAGCAUCAUAACACGGUUUUACGCAUAUCGAUUAUGUUAAAGAAACUGCUGUCUGUGAACUUCAGUUUACUGUAUGUAAACAGUGUCUUUCGCUUCUGCUUUAUAAGUAUCCUGAUGAGUACAGUACCAUCGAUGAAUUUAUCGGAAGGAAUAUCCGUUUUACUUUUCGCAUUCGGUUCAGCAAUGCAAUUCUUCUUGUUAUGUUUCUCCGUACAAACACUGUCGGAUGCGAGUACGGAAAUAACAGAUACAGCAUUUAACGAAAACUGGUAUCAGUAUGGUUCAUCGAUAAAACGUAUAUUCCUGUUGCUGAUAAUGACCAAUAAUUUGGAAUGUAAAAUUGCGGCGAUUGAAAAGUUCAAUCUAUCCUUGCCAUCUUUCAUGACGGUAAAACACAUCGAUAUACAUAAUCGAUAUCUCCGUUGUUUCACAUUGCGAUAUCGUUUAGCAGUUUUUGGAAUCCUUCCUGCCAAAUUAUUAAAAUAUUUCAAUCUAACGAUGCUUUUAGAUCAUGAAUCAAUCAUAUUCGAUCGCACUUUUGUUUCUAAGAGCGAAUUAAAUACGACAAGAGACACGAGUCUCAAAUAUGACGGAUACAAGACUACUGGACCAUAUUUCAUCAAUCAAUGAUAACAUGUAAUUAAUAAUUGUGUCGUGUAUGUAUAUAUCUAAUGAUAAAUAAUUAUAAGAGGUAAAGAGAGUUAAGAGAUACAAUUUUAAAACGUGACGCUCAAAUAUGCCUAAUUUGCAUAAUGUCGCAAGAAAGGUGGUCUGCGUUUUCGUCGAAUUUAUUAAUGUAAUAUUUUUAAGAGGUUCAUAAUACACACAAGUUGAAAUCCAUGAUUUGAAAUCCACGAAAUAACCAAUCGAUAAAAAUGUUAUCACCAAUUUUACACGUCUCUCUUACACACAUGCUUAUAAGAUACUUACUCCAUUGCCAUAGAUUUGUGAAUAAAUAUUUUCGAGACACUUUAUGAAAUAAUAUUGGCACGUACGAUUCUGAUUGAACUUGUCGCGAUCAACUUGUCGUCGUUUCUCUUCUCAAAGUGAGAAUAUAGUCAAGUGCUGCAACUUCCAUUGAAUCUGCCCGACCCUGCAACCAAGCAGAAAAGGAGAACCAUAAGAUAAGUGUUGCUUAUAGGCGAAACUUAUAGUCGCGUCCGUUCCCGCUGUAAACAGAAACACACACACACACACACACACAUAGGUUGCAUUCAAGAUCACACGAAAAUUCCUUCAUAAGACUUUUCGUACACACGCUACAUUGUUUGAUUAUCAUUGCGCUUGCUGUAGGGUCGUGCGACGAUCGCAGAACAAACACUAGUAAUUAGAGCAAGAGGGGAGCGAAAUAUCACCGUCCGUCCCCCACGCGAAUGCAUAUUAUAUUAGAAAAUGAAGUAGAGGUAGGAGAACUUGAGGAAAAUAAUAAGCAGUUAGAUUGAUUGA
Harpegnathos saltator (Jerdon's jumping ant) is the source of this 2639-nucleotide messenger RNA. Its product is annotated as odorant receptor 67c-like. Gene Ontology annotation, biological process: detection of chemical stimulus involved in sensory perception of smell; sensory perception of smell. Lineage: Eukaryota; Metazoa; Arthropoda; Insecta; Hymenoptera; Formicidae. The record is from RefSeq and is a predicted model, not a curated record. Bases 432 to 1823 code for a protein of 463 amino acids. The transcript is spliced from 4 exons. Gene Ontology annotation, cellular component: plasma membrane. Gene Ontology annotation, molecular function: odorant binding; olfactory receptor activity.